Molecule: messenger RNA, 3999 nt
Organism: Solea solea (common sole)
Lineage: Eukaryota; Metazoa; Chordata; Actinopteri; Pleuronectiformes; Soleidae
Gene: mrasa
Product: muscle RAS oncogene homolog a
Exons: 6
Coding region: 260-886 (208 amino acids)
Biological process (GO): signal transduction
Cellular component (GO): plasma membrane
Molecular function (GO): GTP binding; GDP binding; GTPase activity
Source: RefSeq, a predicted model, not a curated record
UUUCUAUUUAUAGCAUCAGCUGUUGCAAUACAAAGAUUUGCUUUUCGACGUAUUGUCUCGCAGAUGUUGGGAGUACACCCCCAUCUGCUGCGAAAGGGCGGCGGUGCUUGGACGCCGAAAGAAACGGGGAUGAGGAGAGUCAUGUCGGCGUGAGUGCCGUGUCUUUGUGUCCACGGCAGCGGAGCUCGAGUGGCCAGGUGUGUCUCAUCAGCCACCUACUAGCCUACUUCCCACCUUAACCAACGCUGUCGAGGUAGCCAUGGCAACCAGUGCUGUGCCAAGUGACAACUUGCCAACGUACAAGCUGGUGGUGGUGGGGGAUGGUGGUGUUGGGAAGAGUGCCCUCACCAUCCAAUUCUUCCAGAAGAUCUUUGUGCCAGAUUAUGAUCCCACGAUAGAAGACUCAUAUCUAAAGCACACAGAGAUAGACGGGCAGUGGGCAAUACUGGAUGUGCUGGACACAGCGGGCCAGGAAGAGUUCAGUGCGAUGAGGGAGCAGUAUAUGAGGACAGGAGACGGCUUCCUCAUUGUCUUCUCUGUGACAGACAAAGCCAGCUUUGAACAUGUUGACCGAUUCCAUCAACUCAUACUACGGGUCAAAGACAGGGAGGCCUUCCCCAUGGUGUUGGUGGCAAACAAGGUCGACCUGGUCCAUCUUAGAAAGGUCACCAAUGACCAGGGCCAGGAGAUGGCUGCAAAACAUAAUAUAACGUAUAUCGAAACCAGUGCUAAGGAUCCUCCAAUGAAUGUGGACAAAGCCUUUCAUGAGCUGGUCCGCGUUAUACGACAGCAGAUCCCCGAGCGGAACCAGAAGAAGAAAAAGAAGAUGAAGUGGAGAGCAGAACGUUCCACAGGAUCCCACAGGUUCCACUGUGCCAUAUUGUGACCUUGCUCGUCCUCUUUUAUCAUUCUCAACAUACAGUGCACACACCCACACACCUUUGGAUGUCAGGGAACUCCCCAGCAGUGGUUAGCUACUGGAGCACAAAAGGGAGGGAGGGGGGUUAUCGAUGAACGGCUGAUGGAUUCAGAGGGACCAGAAGGACACAUGAAUCCGUCAUUUCGGACUGAUGUCCCCUCAGCGCCUCACAAUGCCUUGGAACGAGGGACGUGUCCUCUUCUCCUCAGUUUAUGGUCCACCUCUGAAGAUCUAUGGAUCCCUUCCAUCAGCAGAGAAGAUUAGUGUCACUGAACUGUUUCUCAAUCAAGUGUAAUUUUUGAAUUUGUUCUCAAUUCAUUAUCAAAUAUUGCACAAGACGUCAGACUCUAACAUUAGAACCACCUUGAUAACAUGGACUUUUGUCUUGACAAAGGGAAGUAAAAGGGAGGAACUGGCUCACACAUUGGCAUCUUUUAUUUUAUCGACCUUCAACAACCUGCUGGUCAUCACCUUCCUGUCCUCACACUUCUACAGUCUCUUGGAGAAAAGCACCUGUGUGGUCUGUGAAUAGCUCUUUGUGUUAGUGGACAUCACAGUGGCGUAGUGAAUGGGGUACGGGAGCGGUGACGGCGAUCUAUAUUCGUAGUAAAUAAAAUAGGUGUUGUGUGGUGUUGUCGAUGAGUGAACUGCCAGUUCUGUGAGUAUAGCGUGUACCUCGUGGUCAUGUGACGCCCCGGCUUGGAGAUGUCAGUUCAGAGAGGGUGAGAGGACGUGUCGUAGCAAGUGAAAGAAACGCGCGAGAGACGUGAGGCGGAGCGAAGUGGCUCGUAGAGACUUGACAGGUGAUCGCUAUGGCCAUAUCGACUUGUUUUAAUGUGUUUAAAUAUAAUAAUUGUAAAGGAGAGUAAGACUGGUCAGUGUAGGUGGUUCUCCUUCAACAUAACAGGGUUUGUAUCGCAGCCAUGUUUACAGAAACUCGUAUAUAAAGGAUUAUUUUCCCAUAAAUACAGACAGUAGUCAGUCGGAGCAACUCUGGGUCUAGCUUUCCUCCGCAGUCAUUUUCAGUGGCAUGAUGUGUGCAGUCUUCAUCACUACUGUAUGAACAAUAGCCUUGGAAAGUACAACGGGGUCCAAAAGUCUUUCUCAUUCAAGUGACUGGGAGAAUGGGAAAGUUGCUUAUAUGUAUACUUUCCAUGUUUUUUUGUGUAUCAAAGAUAGACAUAAUUGUAUAACUAUAUUUGUGAUAUAAAAAUUUAAUUAUCGGUGGCAAUGUGAACUAAUUCAAUGCUGUUUUACAAAGGAUCUGUCGGGGGCAAAAAAUCCUAAUGACGUAGAAUAGGCGAGGAUAUAAUGAGAGCUUCGUGUUUCAGAGGUGAAACAGGCUGGAGAAGCUGAUUUGCACUGGCCGCUAACCAAAAUAAUGUGAUGUCACUUUAUUUCAAUCUAGGGGCUUUUUCAGACGGCACCACUGAAGUCAGGACCAUGUGCUGUAACAGGCCCAGUAAAGGACAACACUCUAUCAGAUUGGGGAUGUACUGUUCUCGCAGUAUAUAACGUAGUAGCCCUAGGAACACAUCAGAGUGUGAGAGCCUUUCUCAACAGGCAGGUGUGAUGCUCCGAGGGCUUAAAAGCCAUGUUAACUGAGCUAUAGAGUCUGUUUAGUUGCAGGAAAAACCACACACACACACACACACACGUGAAGCGACAAAACAUUCAGUAUAUUCGUGUCUGUAGUCGUGGGGAGGAUGGGAAUGUACAGAUAAAUAACCUAUGAAAUGGCUUGUACUGUUAACGCACUAAAGUUUCAGUGGACUACUUUUUUUGUCUGGGUGAAAACUGUCUCUUGAAGGAUUACAUUUUUGCACUUUUAAUACAAUUUCUGACUUUCCUAUUGGCAUGUUGUUUUUCUGUUCAAACCUGUAAGUGACAUGAAAGGCACGUUCAAAAUGAUUUGAAUGUAUAUCAAGAAAAAAAAAAAGAAUAACAAAGAAGCAAAUUAGUCCCCGUGUGCCUGCAUAUGCCUGUUGCUUUGGCGAUGAUUGUAACAGAGACAAAAUGAGUCAGAAUCAAAUCGUGUGAAAAGCAAGAAGGUCAUGUGAGAAGCUCAGAUAAUAUCGUACGGUAUACAACUUCACCUCAGCAUGAAAGUGGAAAAUCCACCAUAGCAAAAGACGGAGAACAGUAACAACCUGCAUCUACUGUUAAAGGGACCUUGCAAACAAGAAGGACUAAAAAACAUUGAUGUACUGAGCAUAGAACGGUGACGCAACACACUCUGGAUCAUGGGGAAGAAAAAAUGAAGUACAAAAAAAAGUGUUUGAUGAAAAUGUUGCAUCAUGUAUGUUUGAUACCUUUUUGUAUUAUUGAUAUGAAUUAUUGAUAUGAUUCUUGCAAAGUGUUUUUUUUUUUUUUUUUUUUUUUUUAAACAACUGAAUAAUUUAUUACUGUCUACGUUACCUCAGCGUGUCCCAGACCUGGACAAAAAAAAAGAAAGAAAAACAACAUAAACUCCCCUUUAUUUUUCUUAUUUGAUUCCCCAUAUAAGAGACUGCUAAUAUGUUGUUGACCAAAAAAAUUACUUUUAUUGCAGCUCAUGUGGAUGAUUUCCCCAUGAGAAUGUAACUCCAAUGACCAAAAGGGACAAUAAAAUCAGACUUUUAACUAUGUUUCAUUGUUCAAUGUAAAAAAAAAAAAUACACUUGUGUCAACAAAGCAGAUAAGCAUAAUACACCUUUGUCCUAUAGGUGUCAUCAUGGUUGGUACAAGUGAACCUGCUGAUUGGAUGCACAGUUUUAUAUACGAUCAAUUAUUCCACCCUGGAUUAUAUGUGAGCUUAUGAUUGAGCACUUUUGUUUUACAGUGACUGGAGAGACUGUGUUAUUUCUUUCCAAAUAGCUCAUCAAGUAUUGCUGAUUUGAGUUGUGUAUACCUUCAAACGUCAAGGCCGUGUAAUUUGGACUUUUCACAGCCGUUGUGUAAUGUGUGUUUUUGGACAGGUCUGUUGUGUUCUAACUGGCUGUGUCAGACUGAGGAGCUAGACGAGGCACAAACAAACUGUGGCCUUUUUAAUCUAGCCUCAGGGUUCGACUUUAUUUCAAUAAAAAAAAUUAAAACACUUA